CGCUACUACAUGGGCUGCUUGCUGCUGGCGCUUGAGUUCCUACAUGGCAAUGGCUUGCUGCACAGAGACAUCAAGCCAUCCAAUUUGUUGCUCACUAGCGACGGUACGGCCAAACUGGCGGACCUGGGCUUCACGGUGGCCCUGGAUGCGAACGGACAUACGGUGGGGUGCUGCGGUACGGCAGGUUACAUCGCGCCCGAGGUGUACGCGUACGGCACGUCAAAGAGCCGCAUGUGCUACGGUGUGCCAGCGGACAUUUGGAGUGCGGGGGCAACUCUGUAC
Molecule: messenger RNA, 282 nt
Organism: Volvox carteri f. nagariensis
Lineage: Eukaryota; Viridiplantae; Chlorophyta; Chlorophyceae; Chlamydomonadales; Volvocaceae
Exons: 2
Biological process (GO): protein phosphorylation
Molecular function (GO): ATP binding; protein kinase activity
Source: RefSeq, a predicted model, not a curated record